Erpetoichthys calabaricus (reedfish) is the source of this 8867-nucleotide messenger RNA. It is a transcript of the gene tmem65, whose product is annotated as transmembrane protein 65. The record is from RefSeq and is a predicted model, not a curated record. The coding region runs from base 700 to 1461 and encodes 253 amino acids. The transcript has 8 exons. Gene Ontology annotation, cellular component: mitochondrion. Gene Ontology annotation, biological process: regulation of cardiac conduction; cardiac ventricle development. Lineage: Eukaryota; Metazoa; Chordata; Cladistia; Polypteriformes; Polypteridae.
UCAUCGUAACAGAGCUGCUGUGCUGCUUCAGUCUAGCCAGUCUGUUGUGAGGCGAGGCGCUCAUCUUUAGUCAGAGGGGUUUCAAGUUUCCAUGUGAUCGGAACGUUCAGCAGGACUUCACCAAUUAGCCGCACCCCCUUUCCCCGUUAUAUUCUUUUCUGAAGCGGGUUAAAGGGCAGGCUUUGCCGAAAGUGUCUCUUCAACCAGGAAUGUUUCCAUUUGACUCAUCGUUUUUCAGCGCUUGAUCGGUGGGAGAGAAAACAAAAACCAGGAGGAUCUUUCUGUCAGGAGCUCGGCGAAAGGCAGCCGCGAGGCAAAGGGUUUAGGUAGACCUGUUUGUGGUGGAAAAGUUGUAUUUUAGGAUCUACGGAGGCGGCUUAGCGGGUGUGACACCGAUCACUUGCCCUGCCCUUUCAUUCAUACAACGCGCUCCUGACCCCGAUCACGAGCGCUUCCCUGCUUUGCCCUCAGCUGGAUUCGUCUGAUGCUGCGAGCAGCCAGCGGUGCUUUUUAACUUUGAAGUGGACGUUCCUAACAAGUUUAUUAUUAAUAAUUUAUUCCCUGUGCUAACGUGGACGUCGUAUUUGGAUGAAUUUCAUCAACGCCUGGAACCGGAGUUGUUUGUAAGGAAGGGGCUCCUCUUGUACCAGCGCCAGCUGUCUGCAUUUGUCUCCCCAAACAGCCUCCUCCGUUAGCGCGAUGCUGCCUUGCCUGGGAAAGCUCAUGCGGCCCACCUUCUCCUUGAAGCCUGGACUUUUCUUUGGGAAGGUCCCCGUGCCAACAGCGAUUCCUGUUCGCUGGGCUCAGCUGUCGCCACGCACGCAUUUUGGCACCCACCCUCAUAAGGAACCCAUGGAGCCUUUGAACUCCCCGCAGGGCGCCCGGGAAUUCAUCUACAGCCUCCACCCAAGCGAGCGGAGCUGCCUCCUUCGGGAGCUGCACCGCUUUGAGUCGAUCGCGAUCGCACAAGUCCCAGAAGUGAGCCGCUAUUCUAAACGCCCGGCCCCAUUAAGCCGGACACCUGGAGGACUGGCUGCAUCACAGGAGAAACUUGAAAUGGCCCCACCGUCGUCUGCUCAGUUGAGAUAUGUACUUCUUCACAACGCAAUACCGUUUGUCGGAUUUGGUUUCUUGGAUAACGCCAUCAUGAUUGCAGCGGGCACCCAAAUCGAACUGUCAAUUGGAGUCAUCUUUGGAAUUUCCACCAUGGCAGCUGCUGCUCUGGGAAACCUUGUGUCGGAUCUCGCCGGACUCGGACUUGCAGGGUAUGUUGAAGCAAUAGCCUCAAGAUUUGGCUUACAGAUCCCAGAUCUCACUCCGAAGCAAGCGGACAUGUGGCAGACUCGGUUAAGUGCCAAUAUGGGUAAAGCCAUUGGCGUGUUCAUCGGAUGCAUCUUAGGAAUGUUCCCGCUAUUGUUUUAUUCUGGAGAUGAAGAUGAAAAACUGGACAACAAGAAGUAACAACGGGAUUGUUGGAACUGAAAGGCAAUAAACUGAUUACCUCAAGUAUUGGAAGAACUGGCGACCUCCGUGGAGAGGCGCCUACAGCACACUCGAGGACUUGUCACUCUCGUCGUUUGGUUUCUCGUAGAGCUCUAGAUGGACACUAACGUCAAUAGCAUGAUUCUACUUUCUAGUCUGUAACGCUAUUUUUUUCCGAUAUUUAUUUAAAUGUUUUGGACUUACCCAGGAUAAAUUUAGCAGGGGAAACAACCCAAUACGAUUGACAUACGGACUGAGGUACGACACUCAGACGCGACUCUCCUUAAUUAUGUUUUAAAAGUUUUAUUCGACAAUUUCUCAUAAUGUUGAACUCCAUGUUUCCGUGUUAAUAAGCACAUUACAUUUUCUAUACUGAACUCUAACGGCGAAUGCCGAAUAAUUACGUUUAUUUUUUUUAACAACUGAGACAAACUCUUGAAGGAAGAAAGAAAAAAGUCAAACCUGUCGUACUUUGUGACGCUGAUAAUGAAACUCGUCUCUCGUUGAGCCCUCCUCGGAUUAUCAUCGGCGAUCCUUUGGGGAAACUCGUCCUCGGCCGAGGUGUUUGCUUGGGAGAUUUGCAGAUUUAGAGGUAAACUGAAAGAGUUUUGUCUUUGCUAGUGACAUGAUUGUAUAUUUAAACUCGUUUUUAAUUUAGAACACUUUUAGGCUAACAAAGCUGUCCUUGACCUUGGGCAAUUUUUUUAUAUUCUUUUAGAAUAAGAAACGAAUAAAAGUGCUGCUUAUGUUAAGCAAGGUAGUCUAGUAGCUUACAGUGAAGAUGUGCGCUAAGCUGUCUCCAAGCAGCCUGGCAAGAUCUUCGCGAUGUUCUCUUUAUGCAAUGUUUGUUGCCUAAAAUGAUUUUCAUUGACCAUGAAGUUCUCGAGAAAAUGCAAACUGGAAGGAAUAUAAAUGGGGGGAAAAAAGUGUAAUCUCUAAAUUAACAGUUUAAGAUAUUAAAUAGGUGACAAUGUGUCCUUUCUGUUUCAUUUUGUUUAUUUACAGUUAUGCCGAUUAUUAAUUAAUAACUGGACAUUUUUAACUAUUAAUAUAUCUGAAUCUCCUUCCUGAAGUAUCUCUCACAAUGAGUGUAAUCUAAAUAAAUGUCAUGUUGUUGAUGAGUAAAAAAAAACAAUAAGUAAGAGCGUAACCUGACGAAACUCAUUUAUUAACCCGGGACAGGGUCACUGGGACAGCUGCUGAUGUCGGCCGUUUGGGCCAACCUGUUAACGAAUGAAAAUGACUUGUUAAUACAGAAAAUAAAGGCACAACAUGAAACACACACACAUAAAAUAAAUAAAUGAAAAUACGAACAACUUCUGCAAGGGUUAUGUUCCUGAAAAAGCUGCUGGAUAAAAUGAAUUGUGCGCUUGUCGUGUCGAACGUCAUAUCAGGGAGUUGCACUCAAAUGGAAUUUCACACUCCCGUUAUACUGAAAUAUUCAGGAGUGAGCGAGUCUGUGAUUGCAGUCAUUCACUCUCAGUCGCUAGGCAGGGCCACACGUCUUGUACCCCCUAAGAGCCCCCCGACUGCCAUCGUCUUAGACAGCUCGGCUCAAACAGAUGCCCAAAGCAGUUCUUUUUCCCCGGAUGGCUUUAAAUUAAUAAUACAUGGAAACGGAUUCCUGCCACUCAACCAAACAAAAAAAAGUUAUUGUGCAAUUUCACAAAAGUGUUGUUAUUUCGCCGUAAUUAUUGCGUUAUUUUGCAAAACAAUUGCAUUCUCACUGUAAUUGUUUCAGUUCGCAAAAGAAUCGCAUUGUUUCACAAACAUGUUUGCGCUAUUUUACAAAAGAAUUGUGUUACUUUGCAAAACUCUUACAUUAUUUUACAACGACUGUUGCGUUAUUUUGCAAAAUAAUUGUGCUCCUUUGCAAAUAAUUGCGUUUUUUUUUCUAAUAAUUAGUACAUAAUUUUCCAAUUAAAAAUAUUGCAUUAUUUCAUAACGACAUUGCCUGCUAUUGCCGAUUAUCUGACUAAUUGUUUUAUUUCACAAAAGAGUCGCAUUGUUUUACAAACAUGUUUGUGCUAUUUUACAAAAGAAUUGUGUUACUUUGCAAAACUCUUGAAUUAUUUUACGACUGUUGCAUUAUUUUGCAAAAUAAUUGCGUUUUUUUUUCAAUAAUUCCAAUUAAAAAUAUUGCAUUAUUUCAUAACGACAUUGCCUGCUAUUGUUGAUUAUUGGAAACGUAUUCCUGACACUCAACCCCAAAAAAAAUUAUUGUGCUAUUUCACAAAAGUGUUAUUUCUUAAUAAUUAUUGCGUUACUUUGCAAAAGAAUUGCAUUAUCUCGCUGUAAUUGUUUUAGUUCGCAAAAGAAUCGCAUUGUUUCACAAACAUGUUUGUGCUAUUUUACAAAAGAAUUGUGUUACUUUGCAAAACUGUUGAAUUAUUUUACGACUGUUGCAUUAUUUCGCAAAAUAAUUGCGUUUUUUUUUUCAAUAAUUCCAAUUAAAAAUAUUGCAUUAUUUCAUAACGACAUUGCCUGCUAUUGUUGAUUAUUGGAAACGUAUUCCUGACACUCAACCCAAAAAAAAAUUAUUGUGCUAUUUCACAAAAGUGUUAUUUCGUCAUAAUUAUUGCGCUACUUUGCAAAAGAAUUGCAUUAUCUGACUAAUUGUUUUAUUUCACAAAAGAGUCGCAUUGUUUCACAAACAUGUUUGUGCUAUUUUACAAAAGAAUUGUGUUACUUUGCAAAACUCUUGCAUUAUUUUUCAAAGACUGUUGAGUUAUUUUGCAAAAUAAUUGUGCUCCUUUGCAAAUAAUUGCUUGUUUUUUUAAAACAAAUUAGUUCCAAUUAAAAAUAUUGCAUUAUUUCAUAACGACAUUGCCUGCUAUUGUUGAUUAUUGGAAACGUAUUCCUGCCACUCAACCCAAAAAAAAAUUAUUGUGCUAUUUUCACAAAAGUGUUAUUUCUUAAUUAUUGCGCUACUUUGCAAAAGAAUUGCAUUGUCUCACUGUAAUUGUUUAAGUUUGCAAAAGAAUCGCAUUAUCUGAAUUUAAUUGUUUUAUUUCGCAAAAGAGUCGCAUUGUUUCACAAACGUGUUUGUGCUAUUUUACGAAAUAACUCUGCUUCUUUGCAAAUAAAUGCGUUUUUUUUUUUCAAUAAUAAGUACGUAGUUUUCCAAUUUAAAAUAUUGCAUUAUUUCCUAACGACAUUGCCGAUAUCCUUGUGAACAGAACACCCACCCGCAUGCACAAUGACUGUUGAUUAGGUUAUCUUUAUCAUUUUUUUAAAUUUCUUUUGUGGAGGUAUACUUUUGAAUGAUUAUUUAUGUAUUAUGAUUUUUUUAUUAUGAUAAUAAAUCCAAUUCUCAUACCAGUUUUUUUCUUUCACUGUCAUUUUGAUAUCGUUACAAUUAAACUGGAUUGUUUUCUUACGUCAUUUUGUCUUUUCUCUCGGGCUCUGCUGUUUUCUGGAUCCCAUUGCUAACGCCCAUCAUGUGGUUGCUGGGGGGGGGGUGUUCAGUGACCUCGGCAGGUCAGGGGUUCAAAGGUCGGCUCGAGCAGCCAUGUUUUGUCUGAAUCUGAUGGGUAAUCUCUGUGACACUUGCGCACUGCGUUUUCUACUUCACUUUUCUGGUAUUCAAAUCAUUUAUUUAGACGUCGAUUUGGGGUUUUUGUUUUUGCUAAACGAAGGAUGAACUCGAUUUCCUGGUUUGACGUCUCUUGACUUAUACAUUUCAUCUUCUGGUCCUCUCUUCAAACCAUUUCUGCUAUUUUUUUUAGCAGAGCACAAUGUUACUGACCACAGCAGGCAAUGUCUUUUUGAAAUAACACAACACUUUUCGAAAUAACGCAAUAUAUAUUGCAGAAUAACACAAUCCAUUUGUGAGAAAACACAAAUUUUUUUUGUUUUGAGUGGUGGGAAUACGCUUCCAUAUAUUUGGGUUUAAUCAAAACAAAAAAAAAUAUUCAUUUACUCCAUGGGCAAUCGAUUAGUAGCAUUUUUGGUAUACAAAUUGCGCUGUGACCAUCACAGAAGUCUAGACAUUUCUAACAUGAACAUGAACUCGCCUCACUAAUCACGUCUGUCCCUUGAAAGUCACUUGAACUGGGGGAUACUGGCGCCUGGUCCAUCCCAGUUGGAAUUGGAAUAUCAUGCUACCCCGUUUAGGUGGUCCUCAUCUGACAAAAUGCAGCGUAGAACAAAAAGGAUAAAAGAUUUAAAAGAUGAGUGAAGUAACAUUCUGUAAUUUAGUCUUAUAUUCGUCUUUCCAAAACUACAGGGGGAAAUCCCGUCAAAAAACCCUGGCUAGAUAUAAACAGGGCCACACCAAACCUUUAUGAAAGAAAAGAUUAGCACAAAAAUGCUUUGUAUGUACCUCUAUCUCCAAAGAGCACACAAAGCAGGAAGGAGUCCAAAGCACACAAGCGCCGUACACAAACCGAGGAGAAGUCAAGAAAGCGAGCAAAAUGGUGAGAAAUCCGAACAAAACUCACAAAACACAAGGAAACUCGCCGCAUUCAAAAUGAACCACCAGGAACUGUGGGAGACCCGCUGAAUUUAAAGGGACGGUUCCUGGCGGUGAUUGGUCGGUGCCCUCACUUCUUGGGGGACAAUCAACCAGCAAACACACGAAGCGUGACACCGACAAAGACAAUAUCACAGAUAAUAAAUGAAAAUAACAUUAAUAUAAAGAAACAGCUCAACAAAGAACAACAGGACAUUAAACUUGGAUUUGAACUCCUCGGCUGAGAUAUAACACAUUUUAUGAAUAUGUAAGAAAAACAACCCUUAUUACCUCAUUGUCCCAGGAUUUUUGAUUCUCACUGUACAUAAAUACAUUUUGUAUAUUGUGAUAGAUUUAAUAGAUGAAAUGCGAUCCUGACUGGAAUGGAGAGUGGACCCUUACCCAGUCCGGAGGCCACGGUGGAAGGACAACUUGGAUGGAUGGAUGGAUGGAUGCACAUCCUGGCUGGGAAGGUUCCUGUUCCCUCUCCCAGUUGUGAUGAAGGUAAAAUAGACAAAAUGGAGAAACAGCCUACUAAGAACAGUUGUUCUCCCCUGUAUGAUAGGUGGCAUGGCCCUGGUUUGGGCAACUGCAGGGCUGCAUUGUACAUGUCAUUCCAACAGAUGGUGCACCACAAAGAUUUGUAGUAAUAAUAAUGCAUCACAUUUGUAAUUCCAACAGAUGGCACAUCACAAACAUUAGCACUGCUUUUACAAAUCCCAUACCAAAUGGCAUGUAACACUGACAUCUGUAUUGUAUUUGUCAUUCCAACAGAUGGUGUGUCACAAACAUUUCAAGUAAUAAAAUGCAUUGCAUUUGUCAUUCCAACAGAUGGCACAUCUCAAGCAUUACCACUGCUUUCACAAAUCCCAUACCAAAUGGCAUGUAACACUAACAUCUGUAUUGUACAUGUCAUUCCAACAGAUGGUGGACCACAAACAUUUGUAGUAAUAAAAAUGCAUUGUAUUUGUAAUUCCAACAGAUGGUGUGUAACAAACAUUCACGUAAUAAAAUCCAUUGCAUUUGCCAUUCCAGCAGAUGGCACAUCACAAGCAUUACCACUACUUUUACAAAUCCCAUACCAAAUGGCAUGUAACACUAACAUCUGUAUUGUACAUAUCAUUCCAUCAGAUGGUGCACCACAAACAUUUGUAGUAAUAAAAAUGCACCUCAUUUGUAAUUCCAACAGAUGGCACAUCACAAACAUUAGCACUGCUUUUACAAAUCCCAUACCAAAUGGCAUGUAACAGUGACAUCUGUAUUGUAUCUGUCAUUCCAACAGAUGGUGUGUCACAAACAUUGUAAUAAAAUGCAUUGCAUUUAGUCAUUCCAACAGAUGGCGCAUCACAAGCAUUACCACUGCUUUUACAAAUCCCAUACCAAAUGGCAUGUAACACUAACAUCUGUAUUGUACAUGUCAUUCCAACAGAUGGUGCACCACAAACAUUUCUAGUAAUAAAAUGCAUUGCAUUUUGUCAUUCCAACAGAUGGCGCAUCACAAGCAUUACCACUGCAUUUACAAUUCCCAUACUAAAUGAUAUAUAACUGAGGCAUAACAACGUGACGGACACACAGACACACACAUUUUUCCUUUUAAUUAAUGUGGAUAAGAUGUCUUUUGAACCCGGGACUGGUGUCUGUGCAGUUGUGUCUCUAAGAUUUGGAGCUCUGAGACACACCCUAGAGGUCACAAUAUGUAAAUAUAAUUCACAUACAGUUUGUAAACAGAUUAUGUAUAAGUAGAUCGAUGCACAAAGAUAUAUAGUGAGUGUGAGAGUGUAUACACUUACUUACAAACUGUAUUUUUAUUUAUAAAUGUCUGUAUACAUGUAUCUGUUUAUAUAUAUAUAUAUAUUUAUAUAUAUAUAUAUAUAUAUAUAUAUAUAUAUACACACACACACACAAACACACUCACACUAGCUCUGCUACCUGUCUAAGAGGGACUGUAAUAUAAGUAAUCAAUGUACACCUCAGCAUUAACACAUAUAUUAGAAUGCAUUUUGUAAUGCAUGUAGUGAUUAAAUGUAUUGCAUUUGUCAUUCCAACAGAUGGCGCAUCACAAAAAUUUCUAAUAAUAAAAUGCUUCACUACUGAUGUUUGUGAUGCGCCAUCUUUUGGAAUUAUAACUGCAAUGUGUGUCUCUGUUAUAUGCUAGUUGGUAUGAGAUUUGUCUAAGCAGUGUUAAUGGUUGUGAUGCACCAUCUGUUGGAAUGACAAAGACACACUGGGCAGACACACUUUUGAUACUUUUAAUUUUAUCAAGGUGGAUAUUCUCACCUACACACACCUGCGCAGCGCCAUCACAAUGUCUUCAGUCCCCUUCACUUUUGUCACAUCUUGUUUUGUUGCAGCCUUGUUCUCAGAUCAUUUCAAUUCACCCCAGAAUGACGAAGUGAAAACAGGAUUUUUCUACAUUUUUAAGUGUACAAAUAUAAAAUAUAAGUGAGAGGGAGAGCAAAUCAAUAAACCAACACAGGAUGCGCCCUGAACACAGGGGGUGGUGAAUUACGUUUCAUACAACAUUUUUAAAGAUCUCCAUGAGUAUGCAAGUUGUAUUUAGUAGGCUUAUUUUUGGAAUAUAAAUAAAUAUGUGAAAUAGAAAAAACCGCACUCUGUUGUGUUAAAAAUAAAGUGUUGACUUUCCGUACUGAGAAUGCAUUUAGUUCCUUAAGUUUCUCUUUCUCAAACGUGUUUUUGUUGAGCGGCUAAGACUAGUUACAACUCUGACAGCUUUUCUCUUUAGUCCCCAGUGAGUAAAGCGCUGGCUGUCUACGGUAUAUCGAGACUGUCGUAUCGUCUAUGUAGCUUGACUCUCUUUUUGCUCUACCAAUGGCAUGUAUAGAAUUUGAUACCAUGAUUUGUCCUGAAUUAAUACAUAUUUAUUUUCCUUACUUGAAAAAUUAAAGAGUAUAAUGUUGGAAACAAAAAUCCC